AUGGCGGCGGCCGCGCUCCUGCUGGGCCUGGCGCUCGCGAUGCCGCGGGCGGCCGUUUCGGGCAUGGGUUCGUGUUACGACGGCGCGGGGCGCGCUCAGCGCUGCCUGCCCGUGUUCGAGAACGCGGCGUUCGGCCGGCUGGCCGAGGCCUCGCACACGUGCGGCCAUCCACCCGAGGACUUCUGCCCGCACGUGGGCGCGGCAGGGGGCGCCGGGGCGCAGUGCCAGCGCUGCGACGCCGCGGACCCCCUGCGCCACCACAAUGCCUCGUACCUCACCGACUUCCACAGCCAGGAUGAUAGUACCUGGUGGCAGAGUCCGUCCAUGGCCUUCGGUGUGCAGUACCCCACCUCGGUCAACAUCACUCUCCGCCUGGGGAAAGCUUAUGAGAUCACCUACGUGCGGCUGAAGUUCCACACCAGCCGCCCCGAGAGCUUCGCCAUCUACAAGCGCAGCCGUGCGGGCGGCCCAUGGGAACCCUACCAGUUCUACAGCGCCUCCUGCUGGAAGACCUACGGCCGGCCCGAGGGCCACUACCUACGCCCUGGCCAGGACGAGCGCGUGGCCUUCUGCACCUCCGAGUUCAGCGACAUCUCCCCGCUGAGCGGGGGCAACGUGGCCUUCUCCACCCUGGAGGGCCGGCCCAGCGCCUACAACUUCGAGGACAGCCCCGCGCUGCAGGAGUGGGUCACCAGCACCGAGCUCCUCAUCUCCCUCGACCGGCUCAACACGUUUGGGGACGACAUCUUCAAGGACCCGAAGGUGCUGCAGUCCUAUUACUACGCCGUGUCUGACUUCUCUGUGGGAGGCAGGUGCAAGUGUAAUGGGCACGCCAGCGAGUGUGGCCCCGACACAGCGGGCCAGCUGGUCUGCCGAUGCCAGCACAACACCACGGGCGUGGACUGUGAGCGCUGCCUGCCCUUCUUCCAGGACCGCCCGUGGGCUCGGGGCACAGCCGAGGCCGCCAACGAGUGUCUGCCUUGCGACUGCAGCGGCCACUCUGAGCAGUGCGUGUUCGACCGGGAGCUCUUCCGCAGCACGGGCCACGGCGGGCGCUGCCUCCACUGCCGCGACCACACGGCCGGGCCGCGCUGCCAGCUCUGCCGGCAGAACUUCCAUCGCCAGAGCCCGUCAAUGCCCUGCCAGCCCUGCGACUGCCACCCGGCAGGCUCCCUGCGCCUCCAGUGCGAUGACUCGGGCACCUGCCGCUGCAAAGCCACUGUGACUGGCUGGAAGUGUGACCGCUGCCUGCCCGGGUUCCACUCGCUCAGCGAGGGAGGCUGCAGACCCUGCACCUGCCAUCCCGCCGGCAGCCUGGACACCUGUGAUCCCCACAGUGGGCGCUGCCCUUGCAAAGAGAAUGUGGAAGGCGGUCUGUGUGACAGAUGCCGCCCAGGGACCUUUAACCUGCAGCCCCGCAACCCGGCCGGCUGCAGCAGCUGCUUCUGCUAUGGCCACUCCAAGGUGUGUACGGCCGCUGCUGGCUUCCGGGUGCACCACAUCCGCUCCGACUUCCGCCAGGGAGCAGGUGGCUGGCAGGCCAGCAGCACAGACGGCGCAGAGCAUCCCGUGCGGUGGAGCCCCAGGGGGCUCCGCCUGGACCCAGGAGACGAGGUGGAGCUCGCGGCACCAGAGAAGUUCCUGGGUGACCAGCGGUUCAGCUACGGGCAACCCCUCACACUGACCUUCUGGGUCCCCCCGGGGGGCUCCCCGCUCCCGGUGCAGCUGAGGCUGGAAGGGGCGGGCCUGGCCCUGACUCUGCGCUACUCCAGCCUGUCGGGCCCCCAGGACACCGGGCAGCCCGGGGAGGUGCAGCUUGAGUUCCAGCUGCAGGAGACCUCUGAGGACGUGGACCCCCCGCUGCCCCCUUUCCACUUCCAGCGGCUGCUCGCCAAUCUGACCGCUCUGCGCAUCUGGACCAGCCCAAGCCCCUCCGGCCAAGUGUUCCUGACGGCGGUCCGGCUCGCGUCGGCCCAGCGGGGGCUCUCCCCUCCCGCCCUCUGGGUGGAGACGUGCUCGUGCCCCAAGGGCUACGUGGGCCAGUUCUGUGAAUCCUGUGCUCCAGGAUAUAAGAGGGAGACUCCCCUGGGGGGUCCCUACGCCAGCUGCGUCCCCUGCACCUGUAAUCAGCACGGCACCUGUGACCCUAACACAGGGAUCUGCAUCUGCAGCCACCACACCGAGGGUCCGUCCUGUGAACGCUGCCUGCCAGGUUUCUAUGGCAACCCCUUCGUGGGCCGCCCCGACGACUGCCAGCCUUGUCCAUGCCCUGGACAGUCGUCCUGUGCGACCCUCCCAGACAGCGGGGAGGUGGUGUGUACCCACUGCCCCCCGGGCCAGCGAGGGCGGCGCUGUGAGAUCUGUGAUGAUGGCUUCUUUGGGGACCCGCUGGGGCUCUCUGGGGACCCCCAGCCCUGCCAGCGGUGCCAGUGCAGCGGGAACGUGGACCCCAACGCCGUGGGCAACUGCGACCCCCUGUCUGGCCACUGCCUGCGCUGCCUGUACAACACAACAGGCCCGCACUGCGAGCGCUGCCAGAGGGGCUUCUACGGCAGCGCCCUGGCCGCCCGCGCCGCAGACAAGUGCGUGGCCUGCGGCUGCAACCCCGAGGGCUCCGUCAGUGAGCAGAGGCCCUGCGACCCAGUGACCGGCCAGUGCGCCUGCCUGCCUCACGUGACCGGACGGGACUGCGGCCGCUGCAGCCCAGGCUUCUACGAUCUCCGGCCCGGGAAGGGCUGCCGGAGCUGUGAGUGCCACCCACUGGGCUCCCAGGAGAACCGGUGCCACCCCAAGACUGGGCAGUGCCCCUGCCGCCCAGGCGUCGAGGGCCGGGCCUGCGACAGAUGCCAGCUGGGUUUCUUCGGCUUUUCCGUCAAGGGCUGCCGGGCCUGCAGGUGCUCCCCUCUGGGCUCUGCCUCGGCCCAGUGCCACGAGAACAGCACAUGCGUGUGCAGGCCCGGCUUCGUGGGCUACAAGUGUGACCGCUGCCAGGACAACUUCUUCCUCACGGCCAAUGGUGCGCAGUGCCAGGAGUGCCCGACCUGCUACAGCCUGGUGAAAGAGGAGGCUGCCAAGCUGAAGGCCAGGCUGACCCUGAUGGAGGAGUGGCUGCAGGGGUCUGACUGCGGCAGCCCCUGGGGACCAAUGGACAUUCUGCAGGGAGAGGCCCCUCGGGGGGACUUCUACCAGGGCCCCCACCGGCUGCAAGGGUUCCGGGAAGCCUUCCUGGUGCGGGUGACCAGCCUCGAGGGCGCCGUGAAGGCUGCCCGGGAGCCGCUGCAGGCGCUGAGCAGGGGCACCCGCUGUGGCCAGGCCGGAGCCGAGAAGACCUGCCUGCAGCUGGCAGAUGUGGAGGCGACGCUGGAGUCCUCGGAGGAGGAGAUUCGGCACGCCGCUGCUGUCCUAGCGUCUCUGGUGAUUCCUCAGGAAGUCCCCGGCCAGCCCACCAACUGGAGCGACCUGGCCACAGAGGCCCGUGUCCUCGCCAGGAGCCACAAGGACACCGCCACCAAGAUCAAGGCCACGGCUCAGAGGGCUCUGCUCACCUCCCACACCUGCUACUCGCUUCUCUGGAGUCUGGCGGAGGGCAGAGCGGCCCUGGAGGCUCAGCGGGAGCUAGAGGACAGGUACCAGGAGGUCCAGGCGGCCCAGAAUGCACUGGGCGCGGCUGUGGCGCAGGUGCUGCCCAAAGCUGAGAGGGCGCUGGCCACCGCGCACCAAGUUGGUGCUGAAGCAGCCCGGCACCUGACCUCGCUGGCUACCCCCACAGCACAGCCUCAGCAGUCUGGGACCUGGGACCUGAGCCUGAAGGUGCAGGCCCUAGAGAAGACGGUCACCUCCAGGGAGCGUGAGGUCACGGAGGCUGCCCGGGCCCUCCAGGCGGCUGCCCACGCUGCGCUGCACCAGACAGAGCCCUUCACACAGCUGCAACAUGAGGCCAGAGCCGCCCUGAGCCGGGCUUCCUCCUCUGUCCAGGCUGCCGCAGUGACCGUCAUGGGGGCCAGGACCCUGCUGGCUGACCUGGAAGGAAUGAAGCCGCAGUUCCCUCGGCCCAAGGACCAGGCUGUGCUGAGAAGGAAGGCCGGCGUCAUCCGCGGCAGGCUCCUCGCGGAUGCGCGAAAGAAGACCAAGCAGGCGGAGAGGAUGCUGGGAAAUGCAGCACCUGUCUCCUCCAGUGCCAAGAAAAAGGGCAAGGAAGCCGAGCUGUUGGCCAGGAACAGUGCCAAGCGCGCCAAGGCCUUGCUGAGGGAGGGGGAGCAGGAACGCCGCCACGCCAGCCGUCUGUCCAGCCAGAUGCGGGCGACGCUGCAACAGGCCUCCCGGCAGGUGCUGGCCUCAAGAGCGCAGAGACAGGAGCUGGAGGAAGCUGAGCAGAACGUGGGUGCCGGGCUGAGCGAGACGCAGCGGCAGAUCCGAGCAUCGCGCACCUCCCUGGAGAAGGACAUCAAGGCCUUGUCUGAGCUGCUUGCUAGGCUGGGGACACUGGACACCCAUCAAGCGCCAGCCCAGGCCCUGAACGAGACCCAGCAAGCACUGGAGCGCCUGAGGCUGCGGCUGGGCCCACCCGGGUCCCUGCAGGCGAAACUGAGGCUGUUGGAGCAGGAGUCUGAGCGGCAGGAGCUGCAGAUCCAGGGCUUUGAGAGCGACCUCGCCGAGGUCCGUGCUGACAAGCAGAACUUGGAGGCCAUCCUGCAGAGUCUGCCCGAGAGCUGUGCCAGCUGGCAGUAA
Messenger RNA from Pteronotus mesoamericanus, 4728 nucleotides. RefSeq names its product laminin subunit gamma 3 (gene LAMC3). Bases 1 to 4728 code for a protein of 1575 amino acids. The record is from RefSeq and is a predicted model, not a curated record. Gene Ontology annotation, biological process: animal organ morphogenesis; substrate adhesion-dependent cell spreading; tissue development. Lineage: Eukaryota; Metazoa; Chordata; Mammalia; Chiroptera; Mormoopidae. Gene Ontology annotation, cellular component: basement membrane. The transcript has 28 exons.